GGAGGAAAGGAUCCGGAAUAUAACAUCCAAGUAGAGCCAUCAUCAAAACCGGGUCCGCAUAACCAGAAUUUAGGUAAUCCGAAAAGACCCACCGGAAUUCUCUACCCUCCGGCCCCUGAGUUUAGCCUCGGAACCGAAUUAUCACAGCGACUUUCAAUAACGCAGAAUAGUGAUCGAAAAAGCAGCAGCGCAAAAUGAAGACGACGAAAGGAGGCAAAGUCAUGAACCCUACCGACGCUUAUCGCAAGGAACAACGCAAAAGGGAAUUGAAAAGGAACAAGAAAGAGAGGAAGAAAGUGAGAGAAGUGGGUAUAUUGAAGAAGGAUCCUGACCAACUAAAAGAUCAGAUUCAGAAACUAGAAGUGAUGAAGGCGGAGGGAGCUCUAGACAAAGCAAGGAAACAUAAAAAGAGACAACUUGAGGAUACACUUAAUCUUGUUCUCAAAAAGAGAAAGGAGUAUGAAGAAAAACUGAAAGAAAAGGGCGAACAGCCAGUUAUGUUUAGUCACUUGGGCCCUCCUCGAAGGCGGACCUCUGCUGAAGAGGAAGAAAUGGCCAAGCAUCCAAAACCUGAAGACUCAGUCUACUAUCACCCCACUCUAAAUCCAACUGGAGCUCCUCCUCCUGGAAAACCUCCUAUGUUUAAGUCAUCAAUUGGAUCUCGAGUACCAUUAUCUGUGGCUUCAUCAAGCGGUACAGCAUCAUCGUUACAGUUGGAUGGAGAAGAUGGCAGCUUAUCAACUCUUCCUCCACCACCUCCACCACCUCCAUUACCCCAGAGUGGUGAUGCAGAUUCUGUGGAUGUGUCUGCGAUGCCUGCAUCUUUACCUUUACCUCCUCCACCUCCUAUGCCCCCAAAGCCUGUGACAGAGAUGAGCACUUCAUUGCCACUGCCUCCUUUGCCCCCACCACCUCCUGGCCCCCCACCAAAGGAACAGGUUGCUGUUCAUCUUCCACUUCCUCCACCUCCUGCACCUCCCCUUCAGCCAUCUGCUCAACCUCCUCCUCCCGGCACUGGUGGAAGUGAAAGGGAUAGAAAUAACCUGGACAAUCCAGCUUCCGUAGAACUAAUGCAGCCUCCUCCUCCACUGGGCUUGCCAUUGAAGUCAGAUGGCACAUCUGUUGAAUCUGAUGCUAAAGCUUCCUCAGAGACAAAAGAUCAUGUUAGAUUGCCACCGCCACCUCCGCCACCUCCAAGGCAACAGCCUUCAGUUCCUGGAGCUGCCAUGGUCUCAACUUUGCAUAAUGAUGUAUUACCUCCUGGACUUCCUCGGUUCCCUCCACCCCCACCCCCGACCGACAUGCGGCCACCACCUGGAAUUGCCGGCCAUCCUGCUCCACCUGGAGUCAUGCUCUCGCUUAUGCCAAGACCACCUUUCGGACCUCCUCCUGGUCCUCCACCAAUGAUGAGACCACCACUUCCGCCUGGUCCUCCUCCUUAUCUACCAGAUGGUGCCAGACCACUUGCCACUCAGAAGCCAUCAUAUGUUAAAUCAGCUGCUUCAACUGUUGUUAAGAGGCCUCUAGCUCAGCAUACACCAGAACUUACAGCUAUGGUUCCUGCCUCUGUGCGUGUUAGGAGAGAAUCUGCAGUUCCAAAACCCAAACCAAAGUCAUUGAACACGAUUAUUGUCAACCAGCCAGCAGUAACUCCAGCUGUUGUCAAGCAUGAAUCAACUAGCGCAUCUGCACCAAAACCUCAAAGCAUUGAUGACUCGUAUACAGCAUUCUUGGAGGACAUGAAAGCACUUGGUGCUCUUGAUAGCUGAAUUGAUAGCUAUUAGCAAUAGAAUCAGGAUAGCAGUCAAGAGGAAAGAAAUGCCAACGGGCAAUUUGAUGGAUCUUCAAUGGUUACUUGGGCCAUCCCUCAUGUUCUUGGUGUCCAUAACUUUAUGAUGCUUCUACGUGUCAACCAUCUCAUAACUUGCGUAAAUGCAUCGUGGUGGCUUCUGUAUUUUUCAUUGUCUUUCAUUUUCCCCCCUUUAACAGGCAAUAUAUGCAUUAGCCUGAAGUAGGUAGGAAAAUAUUGUAAAAUUGAUUGUCUAAAAGAACACUCUUUAGGCUACUAGUUGGUUUGCUGCUGCUCAUUUGACUGAUGGUUUCAACUUUCAACUCUCAAAUAGAGCGUCUGACUGCCAAAUUAGCCAAUCUGCAAGUAUUUUGGAUCAAUUAUGGCUGAUUUGACCGAUGUGUGGAGUUGCAAUAUUGGAGUCUUGGAUAUUGUCCAAGGAAAAUGCACAUCAGGGGUUUACUGACAUUAAUAUUUAUUUAUUCAGGUUGAGGAUUGGUUUCUGCUUCUAAAAGAGGUGUUGCUUAGUGUCGGUUGCCUGGCAUUUACAUUUGGUUUUGGUUCAGUUUUUGGAGAACAUACUCAGAGGUUCUCUUUUUGGAUUAGUUUAAGGAUGCAUAUAUCUGUUACAAGUAAACAAGACUUCGAAAAUGUUUCCUUUAGAUGUA
Molecule: messenger RNA, 2457 nt
Organism: Nicotiana attenuata
Lineage: Eukaryota; Viridiplantae; Streptophyta; Magnoliopsida; Solanales; Solanaceae
Product: basic proline-rich protein-like
Exons: 9
Coding region: 195-1769 (524 amino acids)
Biological process (GO): mRNA cis splicing, via spliceosome
Cellular component (GO): spliceosomal complex
Source: RefSeq, a predicted model, not a curated record